Molecule: messenger RNA, 3936 nt
Organism: Solea solea (common sole)
Lineage: Eukaryota; Metazoa; Chordata; Actinopteri; Pleuronectiformes; Soleidae
Gene: efl1
Product: elongation factor like GTPase 1
Exons: 22
Coding region: 309-3677 (1122 amino acids)
Biological process (GO): cytosolic ribosome assembly
Cellular component (GO): ribonucleoprotein complex; cytosol
Molecular function (GO): ribosome binding; GTPase activity; GTP binding
Source: RefSeq, a predicted model, not a curated record
GUCUCGUGAACUUCCGGGAAAACAACGCGUGUGUGUCGCAUCUCCGUCAGAUGCUCGUGUUUUCUGUCACUCACGUCGCAUUUAACUCCGCCACAGCAGUGACGUGCUUCGCGGCGGAGUCGUGGACGGACGCCGUGGCUGACUUUUAGCUCCGGACGUGUUCCAGUAACCAGUAAGGAGUUUAAAAACUGUCUCGUCACUUUAGUUGACACCGUUUCUGCGACAUCGGAGCGCGCGGCGUUAGCUAACGGUUGUCCCGGUACCGGCGUGACUGCACCUGUGGCAGUCCUCGGUCACCCUCCGUCGUCAUGGUCCACGGCAGCCUGGAGAAGAUCAUUGCGCUGCAGAGAAACCCCGCAAACAUCAGAAACCUGUGCAUUCUGGCACAUGUCGACCAUGGCAAAACUACCCUGGCUGACUGUUUAGUGGCAAGUAAUGGCAUCAUAUCCAGUCGACUGGCUGGAAAGCUGCGGUAUCUGGACAGCAGAGAGGAUGAACAGGUCAGAGGAAUCACCAUGAAGUCCAGUGCCAUCUCUCUGCACUACGCACACGGAGGUCAGGAGUAUUUAUUAAAUCUGAUCGACUCUCCCGGUCACGUGGACUUCUCCUCCGAGGUCUCCACUGCCGUCAGGUUGUGUGACGGUGCCAUUGUCGUCAUAGAUGCUGUGGAGGGAGUGUGUCCACAGACCCAGGUUGUGUUGCGUCAGGCGUGGCUGGAAAACAUCCGGCCAGUUCUCGUCAUCAAUAAGAUGGACAGACUCAUCAUGGAGCUGAAGCUCUCUUCACAGGAGGCCUACACUCACCUGCAGAAGAUUCUGGGACAGGUGAACGCAGUGACGGGAAGUUUGUUCACAUCUAAAGUUCUUGAGGAGCGAGCGGAGAAAGACAAGGAGGAGGAGGAGGAGGAGAAAGAGGGUGAGACGGCAGCAGACGGUGACCAGGUUUACAACUGGAGCGCCGGACUGGAGGAUGCCGACGACUCCCACCUCUACUUUUCUCCCGACCAGGGGAACGUGGUGUUUGCCAGCGCCAUCGACGGAUGGGGCUUCAGUAUCCAGCAGUUUGUCCACAUCUACAGUCAGAGGAUGGGUAUUAAAGCCGAGGUGCUGCUCAAAACCCUGUGGGGAGAUUUCUACCUCAACGCCAAAGCCAAAAGGAUCAUGAAAGGAGCUCAGGCCAAAGGAAAGAAGCCACUGUUUGUGCAGCUUGUGCUGGAUAAUAUCUGGAGUUUAUAUGACGCCGUUGUUACAAGGAGAGACAAGGAGAAGGUGGAGAAGGUGAUGACAUCACUCGGGGUAAAGGUGAUGGCCAGGGACUCGCGACACUCGGACCCCAAAGUCCUCCUAUCUGCCAUCUGCAGCCAGUGGUUACCGGUCUCAGACGCUGUCCUGUCGAUGGUGUGCGAGAAGCUUCCCAGUCCUUUGGACAUGGCAGCCGAGCGCGUGGAGAAACUGAUGAGUGUUGGAGCUCGACGAUUUGAUUCGUUACCCGAAAAGACUCGGGAACUUAAAAGAGCGUUCCUUCAGUGUUCCAGUGAGGAGAACGCUCCCGUCAUCAUCUUCGUGUCCAAGAUGUUUGCUGUGGACGUCAAGGCCCUGCCUCAGAACAGACAGAGGCCGUUAACCCAGGAGGAGAUCAGUCAGCGUAGAGAACUCGCUCGACAGAGACACGCUGAAAAGCUGGCAGCCGAUCAGAUGGCAGCAGCAGAGGGCAACAAAGACCACGGCCAACCUGCCGGACUCGGCACAGCUAAAAUGGAGAGUCUGACAUUGAAGGAGUCGAAGCCGGAGGAGGAAGAGGAGCAGAGGGAGACCUUUGUCGCGUUUGCCCGCGUCUACAGCGGCGUGGUCAAGAAAGGACAACGGGUCUUUGUGCUGGGACCAAAGUACGACCCCGCCCAGGGCCUGAGCACGUUGCCGGAGAAUUGCACUGCUUCAGACUGUGCGACUGAGGUGCCUCAUCUGUCCCGUUGUUCCAUGGAGAACAUCUAUCUGCUGAUGGGUCGAGAGCUGGAGGAGCUGGAGGAGGUGCCUGCAGGGAACGUCCUGGGUCUUGGUGGUCUGGAGGAUUUUGUGUUGAAGUCGGCCACUCUCUCUACGUCCGCUGCCUGCCCGUCCUUCGCUCCGCUCAACUUUGAGGCCACGCCCAUCGUACGGGUCGCCAUAGAACCCAAACAUCCAAGUGAGAUGCCAAAGCUGGUGCGUGGGAUGCGUUUGUUGAACCAGGCCGACCCCUGUGCCGAGGUUCUGAUCCAGGAAACAGGAGAACACGUCCUGGUCACUGCCGGUGAGGUUCAUCUACAGCGCUGCCUGGACGACCUCCGAGAGAGGUUUGCCAAAAUUCAAAUCGCCGCGUCCGAGCCCAUCAUUCCAUUCAGAGAGACGGUGGUGCGUCCUCCUAAAGUGGACAUGGUGAACGAAGAGCUGGGCAGGCAGCAGAAGGUAGCCAUCAUUCACCAGGUGAAAGAAGAGGCCUCACAGAGCCGUUUAUCAGACAACCUACAUGUGGACCCCAACGGUCUGGUGACCCUCACCACCCCUAACAGACUGGCCACUGUCGGCGUACGGGCAAUUCCGCUGCCACAAGAGGUGACCACUCUGUUGGAGAGGAAGUCAGAGCUGAUUCGGACCCUGGAGCAGAUGAACUUGUCCCUGAGGGAGGGGAAGAAUCUGGACAUCAGUGUCGGCACCAUGGAGGCCAUCGCCGGACUGAAGGCCCAGCUGGAGAACCUGCUGCAGGGGAGGAGGUGGAGGAGCGCUGUGGAGCGAAUCUGGGCUUUUGGUCCUCGCAGGUAUGGUCCAAACAUUCUGCUGAACAGUGUUGAGGGCUACCAGAGACCGUCAGUUUGGCAGUGUCUGAACCGUGGUGGUGAAGUUGGCGAGGCCGGAGCUCAGGCUGCAGUUCUGCGAGACUUUGACAGCAGCAUCAUCAGCGGCUUCCAGCUGGCAACGCUGUCGGGGCCCAUGUGUGAAGAGCCACUGAUGGGGGUUUGCUUCUCCAUCGAGAAAUGGGACAUCCAGUCCUCAGCCCCAUCUCAGAAUCAGGACUCGCCACUGGACAUAUCUAAUGAGGGUUUAGCAGAAGUUCAUGAGGCAUCUCCAGCAGCAGCAGCAGCAGCAGCAGCAGGUCUGAGCCAGGCCAGACGGAGGGCAGACGCUGCCUUGGCCGAUUGCUACGGUCCGGUUUCCGGUCAGCUGAUCGCUGCCACGAAGGACGCCUGCCGUCACGCCUUCCAGGCUCAGCCCCAGAGACUCAUGGCUGCCAUGUACACCUGUGAGAUCAUGGCCACCGCUGAGGUGCUGGGCCGAGUGUACGGUGUUCUGGGGAAGCGCGAGGGCCGCGUCCUCAGUGAAGAGAUGAAGGAAGGGACGGAGAUGUUCAUCAUCAAGGCUGUUCUGCCCGUGGCUGAGAGUUUCGGGUUUGCCGACGAGAUCCGCAAGAGGACGAGUGGACUGGCCAGUCCACAGCUGGUCUUCAGCCACUGGGAGGUGAUUAGCAGUGAUCCGUGCUGGGUUCCCACCACUGAGGAAGAAUACCUGCACUUCGGCGAGAAGGCGGACUCUGCCAACCAGGCCCUGAAAUACAUGAACGCCGUGCGCCGCCGCAAAGGCCUCUACGUGGAGGAGAAGAUCGUGGAGCACGCGGAGAAGCAGAGGACGCUCAGCAAGAACAAGUAGAAACCGAGGAAUCGCCCGCAGGACCACGCAGGACCUCGCAGGACCUCGCAGGACCUCGCAGGACCACGUAGGACCUCGCAGGACCACACGCCUGCGCUCUCAGGAACAAACGUCACUCUUUUGGUUUUUCUGCAAAUCAUGGGGAAACUUUGUUUUCUGUAGCAGGAACAAUGAAGAAAGACGGCAAAGAUCGACAAACCAACGCGAUCGUUUACUUCACUGCAAAUCAUGGACAUUUUACACGUGUGUGUUAAAUUAA